This is a messenger RNA of Mytilinidion resinicola, 1811 nucleotides long. Its product is annotated as purine permease. Gene Ontology annotation, biological process: xanthine transport; transmembrane transport. Gene Ontology annotation, molecular function: xanthine transmembrane transporter activity. The transcript is spliced from 4 exons. Gene Ontology annotation, cellular component: fungal-type vacuole; membrane. The record is from RefSeq and is a predicted model, not a curated record. Lineage: Eukaryota; Fungi; Ascomycota; Dothideomycetes; Mytilinidiales; Mytilinidiaceae. The coding region runs from base 1 to 1740 and encodes 579 amino acids.
AUGGAGACACCAAUUGACAAGGGAAAGGAAGCCGAGCGGGAGCAAGUGACCGCAUACGAGCCUUCCACAACCAAUGGCGAAGUCAGCGAAGCGCAAGGGCGGCUUGAAACGCUGAAGCGUACAUUCCUCACGCGAGACGGAUGGAUAGGCGACUACGACUAUCUAUACCUGAUCACUCCAAAUAUCUGGCCUCUGAAUCGGAAGUACAAGAAUUACGAAGCACCGUUCUAUGGCCUGAAUGAUGAAGUUCCAAUCCUACUCACCAUCAUCCUCGGCCUCCAGCAUGCCCUGACAAUGAUCGGCUCCGUGGUAUCUCCGCCGUUGGCAAUAGCUGGAGGAGCUUUCAACUUUGACCCUAUCGUGACCGAAUAUUUUGUCUCAGCUGCAUUCAUCGCCACCGGAAUCGCGACCGCUCUUCAAGUGACCCGGGUUCAUAUCACCAAAACUCCAUUCUUCAUCGGCACAGGUCUGUUAUCAGUCGUCGGCCCUACCUUUGAUAUCAUCCCCGUAGCCAUCAACUAUGCGACGAUGAGAUACAAAAAUGGGACUUGCCCAGUUGCUGCCGACGGGACCCUGUUGCCAUGUCCGGACGGUUGGGGAGCUGUGCUCGGUACGAUGCUUUGCUGUGUUUGGGUCCAGAUAUUCAUGUCCUUCGUCCCUCCAAAAACACUGAAUAGGAUCUUUCCAAAACUCAUCACUGGAAGCCUGUUGCUCCUUGUGGGAGUCUACUUGGUGUCCAAUGGAAUGCAGAACUGGGGUGGGAGCUCCAACUGCCAUGAUGGCAAAGGUUUCUAUGCACUUUGUCCGAACGUUGCUGCGCCGCGGCCUUUGGAAUGGGCUGAUCCCAAAUUGAUCGGAUUGGGUUUCUCAGUCUUCGUAACGAUCAUCAUUGUCGAGACCCUUGGUGCGCCACUGAUGAGGUCUGCUUCGGUCAUUAUUGGACUUGCAGUAGGCUGCAUCAUCUCUGGAGCGACUGGGUACUGGGACCGGAGCCAGAUCAACGAGGCGCCCGUGGCAACCUUCAUGUGGACUCAUACCUUCAAGCUCUCCGUGGAUGGCGCACUUGUGCUGCCGUUGCUGAUCAUGUUCAUCUGUCAAGCUGUCUCCUGUAUGCCAGAUAUCCUAGCCACAGCGGAAAUCAGCGGUGUCGAGAUCGAGGGAACCAACUUCAAUAGCAGGAUCCAAGGAGGGAUUCUAUGUGAUGGCCUGGGGAGCUUCCUCAGUGCUCUGGGUACUGGGCCGCCUAUGGUCAGUCAAGCGGGAAAUAACGGUGUCAUCGUCUUGACUAGCUGUGCUAGCAGGAGAGCCGGUUGGUGCGCAUCCGGAUUCCUCAUCCUCAUGGGUAUAUUUGGAAAGUUCGGCGCCGUCUUCGCAUCUAUGCCUCCAUCGGUACUUGGAGGCAUGCAAGUAUUCCUCUACAGCACCAUUGCAGUAGCCGGUAUUCGAGUACUCGGUCUUAUCCCUUGGACGCGUCGUGACAGAUUCAUCCUGUCAGCUUCCCUCGCCAUCGGCUUUAUCGACAUCGUUCAGCCGACUUGGUUUAACAAGAUUCUGAAUUAUAGCGGGCCGAAUGUCCAUCUUCAAGGCUUUGAGCAAGGCAUCAACUUGAUCGUGGAAACGCCAUUCGUCAUUGCAGCUGUCGUCGGAGUUUUCCUGAAUAGCGUUUUACCCGCGGAUAGAUCGAGAAGGAUGGAUGUGCAUGGUGAUGGGCACAAGCACCCUGUGCUAGGGGAGUCUUGAUGGUGGUGAAAGGAGGAUAGACCAUGAAGUAGGGGAUGGAAAUCGAACAGCUGUUAUAUAUAGAACUAGAC